GGAGCAGCCUAAUUGCGCCUCCUGCAUCAGCAGCAUCUAUAAAGCAUCCUGGGAAUUGCUUGCCCGGUGCUUAGAGCAGCCGGUCACAUGAGCCUGGAUUUUCAGUUCAGUUCAUUAGUCAGCCAUUUUGGUCAACACCCUGCUUACUGCGCACAACCAAUCCUGUUAGAACUCAGCAUCCUGGCUCAUCUGAGCAGAUCCUCUAGGAUUGCUGCCGGACAAAAUUUUUAAGAUAAAUUGAAAAUAUAGCUUCAUUUUUUUUAUUUAUAUUUUUUCUUUUGUAUUUUUUUCUGCACAAAGGUGGAUUUUUUUUUUCACUUAUUCAUGCUGAGACCAAUUUUUGAAAGCCAGCUAAGGCAGCAUUGGGUGUGUAGGAUUUAAUUAAGCCUAUAGAUAGCCCGGCUGGAAUAAAGGAAAAGGAAGAUAAAAGGAGAGCCCGCCCGCUGGUAGGGACAGCACCGUCCAGUCGUGCUAACCUUUAGGAACUGCCGUUAAGAAAAGAGAGUAUAAAAUUGUUUGUUUUGAGCAGUUUUUCUACAAGCUGACUCAUCAUGUCUGCCCUGACGCCUCCGACUGAUAUGCCAACCCCCACCACUGACAAGAUCACACAGGCUGCCAUGGAGACCAUCUACCUUUGCAAAUUCCGAGUGUCUAUGGAUGGAGAAUGGCUCUGCCUUCGAGAGCUGGAUGACAUCUCCCUUACACCUGACCCAGAGCCUACCCACGAAGACUCUUGGGAGGAUUUGACAGAUUUGGUGGAGCAAGUGCGUGCUGACCCAGAAGACCCUAACUAUCUCAUGGCUAACGAACGCAUGAACCUGAUGAACAUGGCAAAGCUGAGCAUCAAGGGCUUGAUUGAAUCGGCUCUGAACCUGGGGCGGACCCUGGACUCUGACUACGCACCUCUCCAGCAAUUCUUCGUGGUGAUGGAACACUGCCUGAAACACGGCUUGAAAGCCAAGAAAACUUUUCUUGGACAAAAUAAAUCCUUCUGGGGGCCUCUAGAGCUGGUCGAAAAGCUUGUUCCAGAAGCUGCAGAGAUAACAGCGAGUGUAAAAGAUCUCCCAGGACUCAAGACACCAGUUGGCAGAGGAAGAGCCUGGCUUCGGUUGGCGUUGAUGCAAAAGAAGCUUUCUGAAUAUAUGAAAGCCUUGAUCAAUAAAAAGGAACUUCUCAGUGAGUUUUAUGAAGCCAAUGCCCUCAUGAUGGAAGAAGAAGGAGCUAUUAUUGCUGGCCUCCUGGUGGGUCUGAAUGUCAUCGAUGCCAAUUUCUGCAUGAAAGGAGAAGACCUGGACUCUCAGGUUGGAGUUAUAGAUUUUUCAAUGUAUCUCAAAGAUGGAAACAGCAGUAAAGGUAGUGAAGGGGAUGGACAGAUUACUGCGAUUCUAGACCAGAAGAACUAUGUAGAAGAACUCAACAGACAUCUGAAUGCAACUGUAAACAAUCUCCAGGCAAAAGUAGAUGCGUUAGAAAAAUCCAACACUAAAUUGACAGAGGAACUUGCCGUUGCCAACAACAGAAUCAUUACCUUACAAGAAGAAAUGGAACGAGUUAAAGAAGAAAGCUCCUAUCUGCUGGAAUCCAAUCGAAAGGGUACUAAGCAAGACAGAAGUGCAGAAGGGCAAGCGCUGAGUGAAGCCAGAAAGCAUCUAAAAGAGGAGACACAGUUACGAUUGGAUGUUGAAAAGGAGCUGGAGCUGCAGAUCAGCAUGAGGCAGGAGAUGGAACUGGCUAUGAAGAUGCUGGAGAAGGAUGUCUGUGAGAAGCAGGAUGCACUGGUGUCUCUGCGGCAGCAGCUGGAUGAUCUCCGGGCUCUCAAGCACGAGCUUGCCUUUAAGCUGCAGAGUUCAGAUCUAGGAGUGAAACAAAAAAGUGAAUUAAACAGUCGCUUGGAAGAAAAGACCAAUCAGAUGGCUGCCACCAUUAAGCAGCUGGAGCAAAGUGAAAAAGAUUUGGUGAAACAGGCAAAGACCUUAAAUAGUGCAGCAAAUAAACUGAUCCCAAAGCACCAUUAAACGCUUGCAGUCGGUCGCCUCGCGAGUCUGGUGUAGCCGGUCACCUCACAAGUCUGGUGUCACAGAUUGACUAUAGAAGGAAGCAAUCUGAAAGUCCUGCAUCUAAGCUCCGAUUCUAUAUAAAAUAUCACCAAAAGUUGACCUGAGUUUGUUGGACUUAAGAACACUAGGUGGAUAUAUAGGUUGGCUUUCCUUGUUGUGGUUGCUGCUGUUAUUUCCCUCCCGCCCCCAGAGUUAGAAAUUUUGGUAUGGAUUCCUCAUUAAAUACCAAAUAAACUUUGAGAAAUAUUUCUGAGUUGAACAGUAAAUCAAAAGACCAUUUUUAGGAAGCCUGGGGAAUGGAAGCACUGUAUUUGUGUGCUUGCUAGUGAUCCUAGGUGUGCCUCCGUCCUCACAGUGAGCCUGUUCUCUGCAGUGUAAUGGCGCUCCAGAACUCCUCUAAAGUAGCUCUAUCUCUUAGUCCAUGAUCCCUCUUCUCUUGCCUUCUAUAGGUUUAAUCAAUCCCCAGCCCAAGAUAAGUAUUUAGUAUUUCAUUACAGUUCUGUUCUCAGUAACCAAGAUUGCUUGCAAUUUAUUUCUGUCUUAGUGAUGUUGGACAAGAAGAAAAUCAGCACCCUUAACAUUUCUUUAGAACUUAGAAACAAAGUAGUGAUUAGGUAGCUCUUAACAUCACAGCGUGGAAGCUGGAGAAACCCCCCUUAACACCACCAUCUUCUACCUCUGCCCUUCUCUGACAUCCGAUUUACUACUUAGGGACAAUGCUCACAUCUGCCCUGCAGUCCUGCUGGAAUCCAAGAGGCCACAGUGUAGUCCUUCCUGGUGUCCUUACCUGGAGCACUUGCCCAAGAGCUUCGAUCACUUUUUCUGUAAUGAGAGUUUGCUAAAUGUUCUGGGAAACUGAUCUAGUUACUAAAAAAAAAAAAAAAAAUUCCAAAUGAGAAAUAAAUAAUAUACUAGCAUUAUUGCUUAAUUUCAAAAUAAAGAUCCUCAAUAGCCACAAGCAAUAUUAGCAGGGCCUUUUCUAAGUGACCACAGAUCUAACCCUUUCUAGGCUCUACAUUGUAAAUAAUUCUAUAAAUACUUUCAUUUUUAAAAGAAAACAAACAAACUAUUUUUGAUUUGGGGAGGCAGGCUUUUAUAUACAUGAGCCUUUACUCCAUCCAGCGAUAUUCGCACAAUGCCCAUGUAGCAUAGCCUGUGCUAAGAGAGAGGCAGAGAUAACCCCUUUGCUUCCAGCUCUUCAAAAUCUUUACCUUCUUGGCAAACCAGAAUUAAGAGUGCACCAGAGUUCAUGUGUUUCUAUAGGUCCUCAACAGGCCUGUGUUAGAGCCAACUACAUGGAGGAUCCUGUGGCCCUGAACUCAUUUUAAUUCUUACAAUUUUGCACCUGUAUAAAUAAAGCGCCUACUGCAUUCUGCCAUUCAUCAGCCUUUAAUGGUGAUGAGUUGCCUUUUACCUGAGCAUCUAAAAAGAAUAAUCAAAUCAAUAAAAGUUAGACUAAACGUAGCAUGCCUCUAAAUUCUAUUAUUAAAAGCCUCAAGUAUUUCACCUUCUAAAACAUGAUUCUUUAUAGGUGCAAAGUUAUAAGACAUUUAGAAGAAAGCAUCCAUGAGAAUAUUCCAGAGAACACGGUCAGGAGUCUUAGGAACCCCAAUGCUGAAUUGUCUGCUUGGUCACAUAACACCUGAUAGGAAUGGAAAGGAAAGAGACAGGCAGACGUUCCCAGAGCGUGUCCUUGUGGAAGGUGGAGCCUGGGUAAGGGUUGCUACAGAUUGUCCUCCUGCUUCCCGCAGCACAGGGAGGAUCAGGAAAUGGUGAUAAUCCCAUGUGAGAGGGAGCUGCUCCUGCAUGCUCCGGCUGGAUGUAGAAGACAGAAAGAUAAAGUACCAGAGUGUUAGGGAAGAAAGACAUUGGCUUCAACAUCAAUUACUCUGUACUUGAGGGUGGCUCUGGAUAUGGAUUUCCAAAAAGUGAUGUCUUGUUGUUGAUCAUCUAAUGGCUGUAAACUGUAGUACUAGAAUAAAAAAAAAAAUAGAAAACCA
This is a messenger RNA of Mastomys coucha (southern multimammate mouse), 4057 nucleotides long. RefSeq names its product RUN and FYVE domain containing 3 (gene Rufy3). Gene Ontology annotation, cellular component: cytoplasm. Lineage: Eukaryota; Metazoa; Chordata; Mammalia; Rodentia; Muridae. The coding region runs from base 552 to 2015 and encodes 487 amino acids. Gene Ontology annotation, biological process: regulation of axonogenesis. Gene Ontology annotation, molecular function: metal ion binding. The transcript has 15 exons. The record is from RefSeq and is a predicted model, not a curated record.